Molecule: messenger RNA, 1413 nt
Organism: Erinaceus europaeus (western European hedgehog)
Lineage: Eukaryota; Metazoa; Chordata; Mammalia; Eulipotyphla; Erinaceidae
Product: glutamate-rich protein 6B
Exons: 12
Source: RefSeq, a predicted model, not a curated record
UUUUCCUACAGAAACUGCAUUUUGAGUGUGUUACAUUCCCUCACAUACCCGAGCAGGACUCUCAAAGUAAUGAAAAUGCAAGGAUAAUGGAGUGACUCCCCCACCAUGUCUGCUGAGAAUGGCCAGGACCCACCUCACCCUCCUGCAGCCUCCCAGCACCCUGCAGAGUCCUUCGCCUCAGAGGAAGAGAAGGCCGAGGUGCAGCUGCCUAGGAAGAGUAAGCAAGAACCGCCACUGACUCCAGAGGCCAUCUACCAGCCGAGUAGGCCACCUGAGGAGGAGUGGGAGGAGGAGGACCAUCUGUCCAGGAGCGAGAGGCGAGGCCAGGGAAUAAGUCUGGGAGAAAAGGAGUAUCUGAACAAGGGAGAAUUUCUGGAGGAGAAGAAAGACUUUCUGGAGAAGAAAAAGGUGGUAGCAUACCUGGAAGAGGAGAACAAACUGAAAAGGAGAGAGAGUCUAUCUAAACAGGAGCACCAGAAGGUGGGGAAGCACCAGCAGAAGGAAAAGCACCUGGAAGAGAACACAGAUAAAGAAUCCAGGAUGGAUUUUUUACCACAAGCUACAUCUACUCUUAACUUGAGGAACCCAGCAGUCAGCCUCUCCCGGAUGACGACCUUACUAGAAAACCUGCCCAUCGUGCAAACGACCAGGAAAUCCUUCUAUGAAAAUGUCUACCCCCUGCUCUUCCUGCAGUCUGAGGAGCAACUCCUGCAGUUCCUUGACAAGACGACACAGACAGAGUGGCUUUAUAAGGAAAAGUGCAUUUCUCUCUGCCAUAUCACAAAGGAAAAAGGUGAAAAAGAAGGAGAAGAAGAAGAAGAAGAAAUUAAAACAAAAGAAGUUUACAAUGCAGUGACAGAAGGGAGCUCGGUGGCGUCACUGCAGACCAACAAAAACAUGGACUCAGAAGCCUACAUUUAUAUUGAUCCAAAAGUAAGUGAACAAGACGUGAACCUCACACCAUCUACUUCUAGAAGGAGCAUGUGGGAGGACAUAUUAAGUAGUUCCAUGUCACUUGGAAGCAUGGAAUCCAGUGAGAGUCUUGAAGACAAGUCCCAGACUAUGUUCAAGAAAAUACUGAAAGAAAUGACGGCUGAGGAUGACUUGGAGGAAGAUAUGGACAUUCCACUGACUGGGUACCUGGAGAGUGAAACCAGAAGGAAGCUGAGGAUCUUGCUGAAGAAAAAUGUUGAAAAAUACAAGGAAGUGAUCCUGUGGAUUCUUAAGAAGCGUGAACAUCUACUCGGCCAUAAAAUUGCACAAAAUAUCAUGACAUUCCAAUUAGAAGAUGACUCGCCAGCAAAGAAGGAUCCUGAACACCCUCCUGUUCAGCAGCGUCGUAAGAGGAAAUUAGAGAUCGACCAAGAAUGGGCUGUACAUAAACAAAGCCUGGCUGAGGGCUCGGAAGCUCAG